AAGUUUCUGUAAUUCAUUCCAAAAAAAGCCUCUCCAGCAAACUCAUAUAAGAACAUCUGCAGUAAUGGCGGGAAAGGCAGAGCUUCUCAUAUAAGCUAGCAAUUGCUAACCAUGUAAUAACUUUGAACCUUUCAUGGAUAUUCCUCUCUCGAAACUCUUUCCUAAAUCUCUCGACAGUUAUUUGUCGUUUCUACACCACUAUCCGAUCUUUCAAACACAAACCUUCAAUGUAUCAUUCUUUCAAAUCCAAAACCAUUAACUUCUCAAAUUUCUUUCCCUUUUGUAAAAACGUCAAUCACCUCAAGUCUCUCACGUCUCUUCUUGUAGUCCAUGGUCUAAUUGAGCAGAAGGGUUUGCUUAAAGAACUUUUAAAGGCUUGUUUUCAUGUGGGUGCCUUAGAUAUAGCUCUCUCUUCCUUCAAUACAAUAAGAAAACCAAACGUGUUUCUACAAAAUUUGGUGAUUAGGGGUCUUUGCAAUUACGGGUUGCACGAAACUGUCUUGUCCGUUUAUUUCAAGUGUCGGAGUUUGAGUUAUCCGUCUGAUGAUUUUACGUUUCCUUCUGUGAUCAAGGCUUGUUCGGCUCUUAAUGCUUUAAAGAUUGGAAAAAUACUUCAUUGUAUUGUUUUGCGAACUGGGUAUGAUCAAAAUGUUGUCAUCCAAACUGCUCUGGUUGAUUUUUAUGCGAAAAAUGGUUAUAUGGGAACUGCGCGUGUUCUGAUUGAUAGAAUUCCCCAACCAGACUUGGUUUCUUGGAAUGCUUUGGUUUCAGGUUAUUCUUUUAAUGGGUGUGAUCAUGAAGCUCUUGCGGUUUUCAAGCAUAUGGUUUUAUCGGGUUUGAAGCCUAAUUUGAGUACUCUGGCUAGUGUAAUUCCAAUAUGCACCCGUUUAGGAUGUUUGGAUAUUGGAAGAUGUUUCCAUGGCUUUGCUAUCAAGUCCGGAUAUCUUGUGAAUGAUUUUUUGGUGCCUGCUUUAAUAUCAAUGUAUGCUAGUGAUGUGCAUUUGUCUGCUGCAAAAACAUUGUUUGAUCUUUUGCAGGAGAAGGAUGUUGCUGUUUGGAAUUCUAUGAUUGCAGCUUACAUGCAAAAGCAGUUGCCUUUUGAAGCAUUUAAUAUAUUUCAAGAAAUGCACUAUGCUGGUGUGCAGUCUGAUUCAGUCACUUUUGUGUCUAUUAUUUCUUCAUGUGAGUUUGUUGGUAGUAUCUCAUUUGGUGAAUCCUUUCAUGCUUGUGUUAUAAAACAUGGAUCAGAAAAUCAUAUUUCUGUAUUAGCAGCCUUGGUGUCCAUGUAUGCCAAGCUUGGUGAUAUCAGUAAAGCUGAAUUCCUUUUUGAAAGGAUGCCUAAUAGAAACCUCUUAUCAUGGAAUGUGAUGGUCUCUGGAUAUGUGCAUAAUGGGCUGUGGGAUGCAAGUUUGGCAGCAUUUUGCGAAAUGCAAUUAUGUGGAUUCAUUCCAGAUGUAGUGUCAAUAACUAGUGUCCUUUCUGCCUGCUCCAAACUUGAGGCCAUUUUGCUAGGCAAGUCUGCUCACGCAUUUAGCAUCAGAAUGGGAAUCAACUCAAGCCUUAUUGUGUCAAAUGCACUCCUCACAUUUUACUCUGAUUGUAAUGAUCUUGCCUCUUCCUUUAAUCUGUUUUUCAAAAUGGACAACCGAGAUUCUGUGUCGUGGAACACUUUGAUAUCUAGAUGUGUGCACAGUGUAGAAGUGGACAAGGCAGUUGAACUUCUUCAUCUGCUGCAGAAAGAAGGAUUGGCAUUGGAUUUGGUGACCCUGAUAAGCAUUCUCCCCAUGUACCGUGACAGUGAAAAUUUGGGUCAAGGGAUGACUCUUCAUGGUUAUGCUAUAAAAAAUGGGUUUUCCUCUGACAUUUCCUUGGCCAAUGCACUUAUUACCAUGUAUUGUAAAUGUGGAGAUCUAGAUACAGGGAGAUUACUAUUUGAAGUUAUGCCCAGAAGGUCUGUAGUGUCUUGGAAUGCCCUUAUUGGAGGGUAUCGAGUUAACAACCUCCAGAAUGAGGUUUUGACUAGCUUUAAACGAAUGAUAAAUGAGGGUUGGAGGCCAAAUUCGGUAACUUUGCUAAAUCUAUUGCCUCUAUGCUGUGGACAACUGCAGGGUAAGUCUAUUCACGCUUUUGCAAUAAGAGCAGGAAUUUCACAAGAAACUCCUCUUCUUACAUCUCUGGUGUUCAUGUAUGCUAGAUUUGCAAAGGUGAAUACGUGUCAUUUUCUAUUUGAAAUGAGCAAAAAGACAGAUAUAUCUUUGUGGAAUGCUAUUCUUUCUGUGCAUAUCCAAACAAAGAAUGCCGAAAAAGCAGUUGCACUAUUCUGUGAUCUCCUUCGAAUGGGCUUGCAACCUGACAAUGUAACAGUUUUAAGUUUAAUUUCGGCAUAUGCUCAAUUAAAUAGCCUAAAACUUGCUGAUUCUGUAAUGGCCUAUGUUGUACGCAAAGGAUUUGACAAAGAUAUGGCUAUCAGCAAUGCGCUUAUAGACGUAAAUGCAAGAUGUGGAAAUAUUUCAGCUGCUAGAAAGAUGUUUGAGAGCUUGCUUGAAAAGGAUGCUGUAUCUUGGAGUGUGAUGAUUAAUGCAUAUGGUAUGCAUGGGGAAGGCAAAGCUGCCCUUGAACUUUUCUGGCAGAUGCAAUUUUCAGGCAUGAGACCCGACAAAAUUACUUAUUCGAGUAUUUUAUCAGCUUGCAGCCAUGCUGGUUUAGUCGAGCAAGGUUGGAUAGUCUUCAAUUCAAUGAUAGAGCAGGGGAUAUCACCAGAAAUGGAGCAUUAUGCCUGCAUAGUGGACCUACUUGGCAGAACAGGUCACUUGAGAGAGGCUUUUGCCAUUGUUAAGAAGCUAAAAUGUAAGCCAUCAAUUAGCCUACUCGAAUCAUUAUUGGGUGCGUGUAAAAUCCAUGACGAUGUCGAACUUGGGGAGAAAAUUAGCGGGAUGAUAUUUGAAAUGGACCCAGAAAAUUCAGGAUCAUACGUUAUGCUUUCUAGUAUGUACGCAUCAGCUGGACGGUGGAGAGAUGCGAAUAGAGUAAGGUCUAGUAUAGAAGAAAGAAGAUUAAGAAAAGUACCAGGAUACAGUUCAGUUUUCUUUUCUGAACAUUGAAUCUGCAUAAAAAACGCGUGAUGAAAUCAUGCAAUGACUCUAAUGUGGAAGAAUGUUGAUCCAAAAAGCAACAGGGAAUGGAAUAGCUAGCAAGUACAGUUUGAUGUAAGAUGGAGAAUAGCUAGACAAGAUGGAUUCAGUUGCCGACAAGCCGUUCUUUAAUUUCAUUAUUGUUUGUGAAAACGAUUCCAUGAAGGUAACAGCGAGUAUCCACACCCGUUACGGGAGUUUUCAGUACAGUGCAGAGACUUUAUGAGGGCCGUUGCGUGCCAACGGCUCCGCUAUCUAAGGGUCGGUGAACCUCCAAAAUCCCGUUCCAAAUUGAAAUUUGAUUUGAAUGGCUACGAUUCCAACCAAUUUGCACCCCUGCAUGCAGUUGAUAUUUAAUUCGUACCCAUUAACUAUACUGUAAGUGUUGGAUAAAGAUUUCAAUCUUCAACUAAUUCUAUCAGCUAUAUUUUGAAAUUUUUUUAUAAAAUGGCAGCUAAUUUAUAUUUA
Messenger RNA from Jatropha curcas, 3599 nucleotides. RefSeq names its product pentatricopeptide repeat-containing protein At5g39350. Gene Ontology annotation, biological process: RNA modification. Gene Ontology annotation, molecular function: protein binding; RNA binding. Gene Ontology annotation, cellular component: mitochondrion. The record is from RefSeq and is a predicted model, not a curated record. NCBI's taxonomy places the organism in Eukaryota, Viridiplantae, Streptophyta, Magnoliopsida, Malpighiales, Euphorbiaceae.